Penicillium malachiteum is the source of this 693-nucleotide messenger RNA. RefSeq lists its product as uncharacterized. Gene Ontology annotation, cellular component: plasma membrane. Gene Ontology annotation, biological process: signal transduction. The transcript is spliced from 6 exons. Gene Ontology annotation, molecular function: GTPase activity; GTP binding; GDP binding. NCBI's taxonomy places the organism in Eukaryota, Fungi, Ascomycota, Eurotiomycetes, Eurotiales, Aspergillaceae. Bases 1 to 693 code for a protein of 230 amino acids. The record is from RefSeq and is a predicted model, not a curated record.
AUGCCGGCUUUUCUGAUUGUCAUGCCACCGAAUAGACGCGAAUACCAUAUUGUUGUUCUGGGUGCUGGAGGUGUCGGAAAGAGUUGUUUGACUGCGCGUCGAUUUCCCGAGGCAGCAGCUUAUACAUCCGCAGCGCAAUUCGUUCAAAAUGUUUGGAUUGAAAGUUAUGAUCCUACCAUCGAGGACUCAUACCGUAAGCAGAUUGAGGUGGAUGGCCGACAAUGCAUUUUGGAAAUUCUCGAUACUGCAGGAACAGAACAAUUCACGGCGAUGAGAGAACUCUACAUGAAGCAAGGCCAAGGCUUUUUGCUGGUCUUCUCUAUCACUAGCAUGUCAUCACUGAACGAGCUCUCCGAACUCCGCGAACAGAUUAUCCGAAUCAAAGACGACGAAAAAGUUCCCCUUGUGAUUGUUGGCAACAAAUCCGACCUCGAAGAUGACCGAGCAGUCCCACGAGCACGCGCCUUCGGAUUAUCACAAAGUUGGGGCAAUGCUCCAUAUUACGAAACCUCCGCUCGCCGCCGUGCAAACGUCAAUGAAGUCUUCAUCGACCUUUGCCGCCAGAUCAUCCGCAAAGACCUGCAGGGCUCAGGUUCAAGCAGCGAUUCCGCGCGUAAACGCGAAGGUUCGAACCGAAAUGACCGCAAAAACAACAAAACACAGCGCCGUCGAUCGCCGUGUGUUAUUCUCUAG